UUUUUUGGCUAGACCGGUUUCUGUAGCCGACCGGCAUCCGCUCAGUCUUCGCUGUGAGGUACUCUUUUGCUCGUUUUUGGGGCAUCGUUCUCGCUGGUACUGGCAUCGUUCUCGCUGCUACUGCAAUAGCAGUGCUUCCGAUUCGUUCUAGCCGAAAGUUCCUCCGGAUUUCAUUUAUUUUCCUGUCCUGGUUUUGACUUCCCUGAGAUUUCAUUUGUUUUUGAUGUUCAUGCUUCUUUCACAAAGCUAAAUUAGUUACCUUUGAGCAUCUGAGUUAGUGAAAAGAGAAGUCUGUUGUGAGAAUGGCUGAAACCAUGGAAGGGAAUCGUUGGGAGGAGAUGUUGAAAAGAAUUUUACCACCUGGAACUCCGAUUCCUGAUGGUCCACUUAAUCUAGACUACUCUAUUGCCAUCGAGUAUGAUGGUCCUGAUGUUGACUAUGAUCUUCCCAGCGUUGAUCCGGUCAGCCUGAGCUACAGGUCCAUUCCUACAGCAGAGCCCAUCUCUGGAUCCCAAGAUCGGCCAGUGGAGAACGGAGGGCUGCAGGUUGUGGAGCCAACUCCUCCAACUGUCUCCUCCUUCUCGGGCCAUGCCAGUUCCUCUCGCCGGAGCCCUAGGGGCUCUGGGAGCUCGGAGUCAGUUGUUUCUGUUUUACAGAAUCAAGAGUUCUCAGGUCCGUCAAAUUCUGAGUCUCCUCGUUCUGUCCAUAGCCCUCCCUCUGCCCAAAGCUCUCCACGCAGACCAACAUAUCGAUUGGUGAAUGAGGUAAAGAGGGUACCCGUAGUUACUUUUGAAAGUAUUGAGAAACCCAAUAGUAAGGAAUUAUAUGCUGGGGGAUCUGCUUCGCCUCAAUACGUUGGUGUUUCAAGGAAGGAGAAGAUCAGUGUUUGCUAUCGUUGUGGGAAAAGAAAGUGGGAGAGAAAAGAAUCUUGUUUUGUUUGUGACGCAAGAUACUGUAGUAAUUGCGUACUUAGAGCCAUGGGGUCGAUGCCAGAGGGGCGCAAGUGUGUACAGUGCAUAGGGCAGCCAAUUGAUGAGUCAAAGCGGUCUAAGCUUGGUAAAAGUUCUAGGAUAUUGUCCAGGUUGCUAAGUCCUUUGGAAGUAAGACAAAUAUUAAAGGCAGAAAAGGAAUGUCCAGCUAAUCAACUAAGACCUGAGCAGCUCAUAGUUAAUGGAUGUCCUUUGCGGCCAGAAGAGAUGGCAGACCUGCUUGGUUGCCUUUUACCACCUGACAAGUUGAAGCCUGGAAGUUACUGGUAUGACAAGGAAUCCGGUCUUUGGGGAAAGGAGGGAGAGAAACCAGAUCGAAUUGUAAGUUCAAAUUUGAAUUUCACUGGGAAGCUUGCAAGCAAUGCAAGCAAAGGAAACACUCAGGUUUAUAUAAAUGGCAGAGAAAUUACCAAGACAGAGCUGAGGGUGCUAAAGCUAGCAAAUGUACAAUGCCCAAGAGAUACCCAUUUCUGGGUCUAUGAAGAUGGCCGUUAUGAAGAAGAAGGUCAAAAUAACAUCAAAGGAAAAAUCUGGGAAUCGGCAUUAACAAGGAUAGCAUGUUCUUUAUUUUCAUUGCCUGUCCCUCAUACUACCUCACAUAGAACAAGGACUGAGGCUCCCUAUUCAGCUAGAACAGUUCCUGAGUACUUGGAGCCUAAAAGGAUCCAAAAACUUUUACUACUUGGAUAUCCAGGAGCAGGAACAAGCACCAUCUUUAAACAGGUGAAGUUUUUGUAUGGAAGUAAAUUUACAGUGGAAGAACUAGAAAGCAUCAAGUCAAUGAUUCAAAGCAAUAUGUACAAGUAUCUAAGCAUUUUGCUUGAGGGAAGAGAAUGCUUUGAGGAAGAGGCUUUAUCUAAAUUAAAAGAAAGUGGCACAACCAAUCAGUCCCACAUAGAAGGUGGAGGUAGAAGUGAUGGUGGACAUGGCACGAAUACUUAUUCUGUAAAUGGUAAAUUGAAGCAGUUUUCUGACUGGCUUUUAGACAUCAUUGCAACGGGUGAUCUAGAUGCAUUCUUUCCUGCUGCAACACGAGAGUAUGCCCCAUUGGUUGAGGAAAUGUGGAGGGAUUCUGCCAUACAGGAAACAUACAAGAGAAAGAGUGAGCUUCAUUUUCUCCCGGAUGUUGCAGAAUACUUCCUGAGUCGGGCAAUUGAGGUAUCAAGCAAUGAAUACGAACCAUCUGAAAAGGAUAUACUGUAUGCUGAAGGGGUGACCCAAGGAAAUGGAUUGGUUUCCAUAGAUUUCUCAUUAGAUGAUCGCAGUCCAAUGUCAGAAGUCUACAAUGACAAUCCAGAUGUUCAUUCCCAGCCGCUUACUAGAUAUCAGUUGAUUCGGGUCAGUGCUAGGGGUACAAAUGAGGGCUGCAAGUGGCUGGAAAUGUUCGAAGAUGCUCGCAUUAUAAUAUUUUGUGUCGACCUCAGUGACUACGAUCAGCAUAGUGUGCCUGUUCAUGGAAGGAACAAGUCUCUAACUAAUAGGAUCAUGCAGAGCAAGGAGCUCUUUGAAACAACUGUUAGGCAACCGUGCUUCAGAGAUACACCUUUUGUUCUUCUGCUCAACAAGUAUGACCUCUUUGAGGAAAAAAUCGGUAGGGUGCUCCUUUCAACCUGUGAGUGGUUCCAAGAUUUCUGCCCCUUGCGGACCACCCACAACAACCAAUCCCUUGCCCAUCAGGCCUAUUACUAUAUUGCCAUGAAGUUUAAGGAUCUCUACUUCGCCGUUACCAACCGCAAGCUCUUUGUUUGGCAAACGAGGGCACGGGAUCGGCCUACAGUUGAUGAAGCUUUCAAGUAUGUAAGAGAGGUGCUCAGAUGGGAAGAUGAGAAGGAUGACAAUUACGUUAUUGAGGAUUCUUUCUAUAGCACCACUGAAUUGAGCUCUUCACCAUUCAUCAGGCAGGAACAAUGAACAUAUCUAGGGUGAUCAACUGAACAAGUUCCAUAUUUGCAACUUAUUUGGUGAUAUUAUACUGAGAUUUAUCAGUGUAUUGAUAGGUGAGCAAUUUUCUUUAAUUGUAACAUGAACUAUACUUAUACGGUAAAAAAAAAGAAAAAAAAAACUGUUCUUAAUAUGGUCGUAUGAACAAAUUUUAGGAACUGAUUAAAUGAAGAAAUAAUUAUUCCUUUGUAUUUGUGAUUAGCUAGUUUGUAUGUGACAUGAUUUCGUAAGAUUUGGCACAUAUGAA
Messenger RNA from Phalaenopsis equestris, 3177 nucleotides. RefSeq names its product extra-large guanine nucleotide-binding protein 3. The coding region runs from base 303 to 2900 and encodes 865 amino acids. Gene Ontology annotation, biological process: adenylate cyclase-modulating G protein-coupled receptor signaling pathway. Lineage: Eukaryota; Viridiplantae; Streptophyta; Magnoliopsida; Asparagales; Orchidaceae. Gene Ontology annotation, cellular component: heterotrimeric G-protein complex. The record is from RefSeq and is a predicted model, not a curated record. The transcript has 9 exons. Gene Ontology annotation, molecular function: guanyl nucleotide binding; G-protein beta/gamma-subunit complex binding; G protein-coupled receptor binding.